Molecule: messenger RNA, 1023 nt
Organism: Aspergillus puulaauensis
Lineage: Eukaryota; Fungi; Ascomycota; Eurotiomycetes; Eurotiales; Aspergillaceae
Product: putative secondary metabolism biosynthetic enzyme
Exons: 1
Coding region: 1-1023 (340 amino acids)
Biological process (GO): long-chain fatty-acyl-CoA metabolic process
Cellular component (GO): peroxisome
Molecular function (GO): alcohol-forming very long-chain fatty acyl-CoA reductase (NADP+) activity
Source: RefSeq, a predicted model, not a curated record
AUGCCGCAGCAGAUUGACGAUAUACUUGACUCUGGCAAAGUUGAGUUGAUCACCGGCGAUCUAUCCAGACCAGGCCUUGGAAUCGAUCCAGCCGUCCGCUAUAGGAUGCGGAAUGAAGUGACUGCGGUUAUCAACACAGUCGCAAAUAUCUCCUUGGUCGAGAAUUUGGGGAAGUCGGUUCGAGACAAUUGCCAAACUGCCAUGGCACUAUUCCGAAUGGCAUCUGAAUUCCGUCAUGUUCAGCUUUUUGUGCACUUCUCGAGUCUGGCUGCGAAUAGCUUUCUCCCAGGAGGCGUGGUCGAAGAAUGCCUGUAUCCCUCACCAAACCCUAAUCCCGAUCCAGUGGAAGAACUCGCCGGGCAUCCAGGCGCAGAAUGCUCCCAACUACCAUUAGACGAUAGGUACGCCUGGCCAUACGGACAGGCAAAACAUUUAGCAGAGCGUCUACUUCUUCGUCAGCCCUAUCCGAUUCCAGUGCUUAUCAUACGGCCAUCCGCCAUUGGACCCGCCAUCGCAGAGCCCUUUCCCUUAUAUGGUCCCGAUAAAGCAAUUCCAAUGCACACUCUGCUUCUCUGCUUCAGCAUGUCUGAUCUUGAUCGUGUUGGAAACUCCGACCAUAUUUUCGAGGAAGUCCCCGUCGAUCUCGUGGCCAAUUGCUGCCUUCUCCACCUGGCUCAUAAAACCACCGGUGUUGUCCACUGCGCCUCGCCUCUGUACGUUCGCCAGACAGCCGCAGAUAUCAUGUCCACCGCAAAACGAUGCAUUUCUGCGUCAGAGAUCGCCGCGCUCUUCACGAAGCAGCGGCCUUCUACCGCGCUCAUGUGGCAGACCAAAUACAAGGUAGAGAAUAUAGAGGAGGCGAUAGCCUGGGAUGUGGAAUGCAAGCGGUCCGAAUACCAGAAGCUGGUUACUGGUCCCUUAGCUCUCUGUCCGGUUGGGCAUGAUCCACAGUUACACCUGGAACGGCGGAUUCGGAGGAUGUAUCGUGUGCUGUUAGAUAACGGCGAAGAGGGCUCUAGUUAG